Molecule: messenger RNA, 4065 nt
Organism: Thyridium curvatum
Lineage: Eukaryota; Fungi; Ascomycota; Sordariomycetes; Thyridiales; Thyridiaceae
Exons: 3
Coding region: 1-4065 (1354 amino acids)
Biological process (GO): post-Golgi vesicle-mediated transport; endocytic recycling; phospholipid translocation
Cellular component (GO): plasma membrane
Molecular function (GO): ATPase-coupled intramembrane lipid carrier activity; ATP binding; ATP hydrolysis activity
Source: RefSeq, a predicted model, not a curated record
AUGGCUGGCAGACCUCCUCAGGGAGGCUCCGGUUCGAGACACGACCUGCUCCUCGACCUCGAAAAUGACCAACCUGUCUACGGCGGCGGCCAGAGGUCCAACCUGAACGACGAUGAUCUGCUCAGAUCCUACACCCACGACCAUGAGCCCAGCCAGUCCCGACCCUCUGUUUCCUACGACGACUUCGUCGGCUCCAGCCAGGCGACGCACCCCUCGGCCAAGACUGCCCCCGGCGGGCCCUCACGCCCCUCUGGUCCUCGAGGCCCAUAUCUCGCCGAGUCGGACAGGCAAUACAGCCAAACGUCAGAGCUAGGGAACUACCAGCGAUACGCUGACGACUUUGAUGACUAUCCAGAAGAUGGCCACUCCUACUAUCAGCAUGGCGGCGGCAUGCAGCCCGGGGCCUCCGAAGCCCAUGCGCGCAGCAAUGCGCACCAGCGGAAUAGUGUUCUGGGACUCGGAGGCGGCCUGCUCGGAAAGGCCAAGAACAUGCUGGGAAUGGGCCAGGGCUACUCAGAAAUGGACCUGCCGCUUACCGAGCCAGGUGCACAAAGGACAGACUCUCACCCUGCUGAGCAACCGGCCAAGUCGAGCAAGAAGUUCGACAUGGGCAACUUCAAGUUCGGGUUCGGCCGCGGCAAACCCGAUCCUUCCACCCUGGGCCCUCGCAUCAUCUACCUUAACAACCCCCCCGCCAAUACGGCCAACAAAUACGUAGACAACCACGUCUCGACGGCCAAGUACAACGCUGCAACCUUCCUUCCCAAGUUCCUCCUCGAGCAAUUCUCCAAAUUCGCCAACAUUUUCUUCCUCUUCACUGCUGGACUGCAGCAGAUUCCUGGCCUCUCUCCUACGAACCGAUAUACAACCAUCGCCCCUCUGAUCAUCGUGCUCAUGGUGUCUGCUGGAAAGGAAGCCGUGGAGGACUACCGAAGGAGACAGGCCGACAAGGCGCUGAACGAGUCGAAGACUCACGUCCUGCGAGGCUCUUCUUUCGUCGAAACCAAGUGGAUCAAUGUUGCCGUGGGCGACAUCGUACGAGUCGAGUCGGAGAAACCCUUCCCUGCUGACCUGGUCCUUCUUGCCAGUUCUGAGCCUGAGGGCCUGUGCUAUAUCGAGACGGCCAAUCUCGACGGAGAGACCAACCUCAAGAUCAAGCAGGGUUUGCCGGAGACUUCAACCAUGGUCAGCUCGAGCGAGUUGAGCAGACUAGGCGGGAGGAUCAGAUCCGAGCAGCCGAACAGCAGCCUCUACACAUACGAGGCGACCCUGACGAUGCAGGCAAGAGGCGGAGAGAAGGAGCUGCCGCUGAACCCCGAGCAACUACUCCUUCGAGGUGCGACGCUGCGCAAUACUCCGUGGAUCCACGGUGUUGUCGUGUUCACUGGCCACGAGACGAAGCUGAUGCGCAACGCGACUGCGGCCCCUAUCAAGAGGACAAAGGUAGAACGGCAGCUCAACAUUCUCGUACUGCUUCUCAUCGGCAUUCUCUUGGUGCUGAGCAUCAUCUCCACCGUCGGCGACCUGAUCAUGCGCAAGGUCCGUGGCAAUUCACUGAGUUACCUCAUGCUCGACCCAACAAACACCGCAGCGCAAAUCGGCAAGACCUUCAUCAAGGACAUGGUGACAUACUGGGUCCUUCUGUCUGCCUUGGUUCCCAUCUCUCUCUUCGUCACCAUUGAAGUGGUCAAGUAUUGGCACGGUAUUCUGAUCAACGAUGAUCUUGAUAUCUACUACGACAAGACGGACACGCCAGCCAAUUGCCGAACUUCGAGUUUGGUAGAAGAACUAGGCAUGGUCGAGUAUGUCUUCUCGGACAAGACGGGCACUCUAACUUGCAACAUGAUGGAGUUCAAGCAGUGCUCUAUUGCCGGCAUCAUGUACGCUGAUGAUGUGCCCGAGGAUCGUCGGGCGACCAUCCAGGACGAUGUCGAGAUCGGGAUCCACGACUUCAAGCAACUGAACAAGAACCUCCACGGACACGAGAGUGCUGCGGCCAUUGACCACUUUCUCACACUGCUGGCCACCUGCCACACUGUCAUUCCGGAGCGAGAUGAUCGGGACAACAUCAAGUACCAGGCAGCCUCGCCCGACGAGGGUGCUCUUGUAGAAGGUGCGGUGGCCUUGGGCUACCGCUUCACCGCCCGAAAGCCACGCUCGGUGCUGAUAUCUGUGGAGAAUGGACCGGAACAAGAGUAUGAGCUCCUGGCUGUCUGCGAGUUCAACUCGACGAGGAAGAGGAUGUCGACUAUCUACCGAUGCCCGGAUGGCAAGAUUCGUUGCUAUUGCAAGGGCGCCGACACGGUCAUCUUGGAGCGCCUCAACGGCGACAACCCCCACGUCGAGGCUACUCUCCGCCAUCUGGAAGAGUAUGCCUCGGAAGGUCUGCGUACGCUGUGCCUCGCCAUGCGCGAAAUACCGGAGCAGGAGUUCCAGGAAUGGUUCGCCAUCUUCGAGAAGGCUGGCACGACGAUUGGCGGGAACCGGGCCGACGAGCUCGACAAGGCCGCCGAGAUCAUCGAGCAUGACUUUUACCUUCUUGGAGCCACUGCCAUCGAGGAUCGUCUCCAGGAUGGUGUCCCCGAGACUAUCCAUACUCUGCAACAAGCCGGCAUCAAGGUCUGGGUCCUGACUGGUGACCGGCAAGAAACGGCCAUCAACAUCGGUAUGAGCUGCAAGUUGUUGAGCGAAGAUAUGAUGCUAUUGAUUGUCAACGAGGAGACCGCGGCCGCAACUCGAGACAAUAUUCAGAAGAAAUUGGACGCCAUCCGAACGCAGGGAGAUGGCACAAUAGAGACCGAAACGCUCGCCUUGGUCAUUGACGGAAAGUCUCUGACCUUCGCCCUCGAGAAGGAUCUCGAGAAGCUAUUCCUUGACCUGGCGGUCAUGUGCAAGGCAGUCAUUUGCUGCCGUGUCUCGCCUCUUCAAAAGGCUUUGGUGGUCAAGCUGGUCAAGCGAUAUCAGAAGGAGUCUAUCCUGCUCGCCAUCGGUGACGGCGCAAACGACGUCUCUAUGAUCCAAGCCGCACACAUCGGUAUAGGAAUUAGUGGUGUUGAGGGUUUGCAGGCGGCGCGAAGUGCAGAUUUGUCCGUGGCUCAGUUCCGUUACCUUCGCAAGUUGCUGCUGGUCCACGGUGCCUGGAGCUACCAACGGAUCAGCAAAGCAAUCUUGUUCUCUUUCUACAAGAACAUUACUCUCUAUCUUACACAGUUCUGGUUCACAUUCCAAAACGUCUUCUCCGGUCAGGUCAUCUACGAAUCUUGGACGCUGUCCUUCUACAACGUCUUCUAUACUGUUCUUCCUCCCUUGACAAUGGGUAUCCUGGACCAAUUCGUCUCGGCUCGCCUUCUCGACAGAUAUCCGCAGCUCUACAACUUGGGUCAGAGCAACCAGUUCUUCCGGGUCCGAACCUUUGCCGGCUGGAUCGCAACGGCGGUGUACCAUUCUCUCAUCUUGUACAUUGGUGCAGCGCUCUUCUGGUGGGGCGACCUCAUCCUGGGCAAUGGUGAGACGGCUGGCCAUUGGGUCUGGGGUACCGGUCUCUACGCCUCUGUCCUCUUGACUGUCCUGGGCAAGGCGGCGCUCGUGACGAACAACUGGACCAAGUAUCACGUCAUUGCCAUCCCAGGGAGUAUGGUGAUAUGGUACGUUUUUAUCGCGGUGUACGGGACAGUGGCACCCAUGAUCAACAUUUCCAAGGAGUACCACGGUGUGGUGCCCAAGCUAUUCACCAGCCCCGUCUUCUGGGCUCAGAGCGCCGUCCUGCCCGUGGCAUGCUUGCUGCGUGACUUCACCUGGAAGUACGUGAAGCGGAUGUACCGACCUAAGACGUAUCACCACAUCCAGGAGAUCCAGAAGUACAACAUCCAGGAUUACCGACCUAGGAUGGAGCAAUUCCAAAAGGCCAUUCGCAAGGUCCGUCAAGUCCAACGCAUGCGCAAGCAGCGCGGCUAUGCCUUCUCUCAGGCAGACGAGAGUCAGACCAGGGUGCUCCAGGCGUACGAUACCACCCAGCACCGUGGCAGAUACGGCGAGAUGGCCUCGUCGCGGGCGCCGGCGAGGUAG